This is a messenger RNA of Gadus chalcogrammus (walleye pollock), 1754 nucleotides long. It is a transcript of the gene aplnr2, whose product is annotated as apelin receptor 2. Gene Ontology annotation, cellular component: membrane. Lineage: Eukaryota; Metazoa; Chordata; Actinopteri; Gadiformes; Gadidae. Gene Ontology annotation, molecular function: G protein-coupled receptor activity. Bases 234 to 1754 code for a protein of 506 amino acids. The record is from RefSeq and is a predicted model, not a curated record. The transcript is spliced from 3 exons. Gene Ontology annotation, biological process: immune response; G protein-coupled receptor signaling pathway.
UGAAAAGGAAGAUGAUACAGAGGCUACGCAGAACACUGAUGAGAUUGAUAUAAUUGGUGAGAAAAAAUGAAGAAAGAAAUUUAAUAGAAAGGAGAACGUUUCUUUGUAUCCCAGAAGACAGAUAUAUAUAAACACAGCCAAGCUACUCAUCUUUAUUCUGGAUCAUCGGUUUUGGCCUCUCAACUCCAACAUUUUCAAUGGCACACCUUCUGCGAUAGAAGUCGGAUCUACCGAUGGAGACCAAUAUGUCCGACCCAGGGUAUGCCUCCUCCUCCUACCCCUCCCCCCCCCCCCCGGCACCCCCCCAGUGCGACUACACCGACUGGUCCCCGUCCUACUCCAUCAUCCCCUCCGUCUACCUACUGGCCUUCCUGGUGGGUUGCCUGGGCAACGGCCUGGUGCUCUGGGCAUACCUGAACCGGGCUGAGGGAAGGAAGGCCGGGCGGACCUCCAGAACCACCGGCGCCGCGACCGCCAUCAGCAGAGCGUUCCUCGGCAAAAUCUUCCUAAGCAGUCGAUACGACGUCCGCUCCGGUGGGGGUCUCCGUGGAGACCGCCUCGACGGGACCUUCGGCCGCUACACAGCCACACCCGGCGGCGGCGGCGGAGCCCCUCCUACGUCCUCCGUUCCGUCCCCCCCGCGGCCCCCCCGUUCGCUGACCGACUCCCUGAUCGCGAGCCUGGCCUUAGCCGACCUGUGCUUCCUGGUCACUCUGCCCCUGUGGGCGGCGUACACGGCGCUGGGCUACCACUGGCCGUUCGGACAGCCCCUCUGCCAGGUCAGCAGCUUCCUGACGGCGCUCAACAUGUACGCCAGCGUGUUCAGCCUCAGCAUGCUGAGCGUGGAGCGCUACUGGGUGCUGAUUGGGCGGCAGCACUCGGGCCACCACGCCCCCAACGGCCGCCCCGGCAGGACGCGCUGGGUGCUGGGGGGAGUGUGGGUGCUGGCCGGGGUUCUGGCGCUUCCCGGUUUCCUGCUGCGCUCCGUCAUAGAGGUGGAGCUGGGGGAGGACGCCGACGCCGACUACGACUACGACUGGACGCCGGGGCCCACGGAGCCGUCGGCGUUCCCCGGCGGUGACGUCCUGCUCUCCUGCCAGAUGGACUACUCCGUGCUGAUCGGCGACGACCUGUCGUACCCCGAGCGGGAGCGGGCCAAGCUGUGGUGGGCGGCCGCCCUGAGUCUGAAGUCCACCCUGAUCGGCUUCCUCCUGCCCCUCGUGGUCCUGCUGGCGUGCUACUGCUCGCUGGCCCACCUCCUGAGCCGCCACUUCGGCCGCGGGCCCCGGCCCGACCGCCGGCGGCAGCGGCGUCUCCUGCGGGUCAUCGUCAGCCUGGUGCUGGCCUUCUUCCUGUGCUGGCUGCCGCUGCACGUCAACAAGACGGCGGACCUGCUGCUGGAGCUGGGGCUGGUGCCGUACUCCUGCUCCCUGGACCAGGCCCUGCUCGCCGCCCAGCCCUACGUCACGUGCCUGGCCUACCUCAACAGCUGCCUCAACCCGCUGCUGUACGCCGCGUGCGACUCCUCCUUCCGGAGGAGGUGCAGGGAGGCCCUGCUCCUCCAGUGCCCGUCGCGGAGGACCAGGAAGAGGAGGAGUCAGAGGGGGUCUAAGGCGCGCGAGGAGGCGCCGGCCGAGGGAGGAGGAGGAGGAGGAGACGGGGAGGGGGAAGAUGAGAAGAGCUCCGCUUUUCCCACGAGAACUCAGGAGGAGACGGCGGAUGUCGGAAUGUACUGGAACCAAGUACUACAAUAG